Messenger RNA from Geodia barretti, 4887 nucleotides. The record is from the annotation of a GenBank genome assembly. NCBI's taxonomy places the organism in Eukaryota, Metazoa, Porifera, Demospongiae, Tetractinellida, Geodiidae.
UCCACCAGAGAUCCAGCUGACCACAAACACGACCCGGCCUCCUCCACAUCUACUGAGGACUCCUACCUGUAUGUGGUGAUGGAGGACUUUGUCUCCCAGACAGAGGGAUUCCUGACUGUGAGGAAAGGCCAGCUGGUGGAGGUACUGGACCAGGGAGGAGGAGGGGGCAACUGGCUGGUGGUGGCUCUGGCUUCUGCCCCUGGGGAUCUGGAAGACGAGGGGUUCCUCCCUGCUCGUUGUCUCCAGCCAGCCAGCAAGAUGGGAGUGUCUCGUCCGUCACCAACGGACACUGCCUCAAGUCGCUAUGGUGACAAGACCACACCCCACUCAUCACAUGACCAGCUAAAGUAUCCCAGUGACCGGGGAUCACAUGACACCAGAUCUUCAGCCAUCACUUCCUCCUCCAAGAGAAGUGGACGCUCACAACAGCUCAUUUCACAGCUGGUGGAAGAUGUGUACUACUCCUGUGAGGACACCCCUCAAUCAACCGCUAACGAGGGUCUCCUGUCGCUGGCAUACGGCCAGUCAGUCGAGGUCCUGGAUGCCAGUGGCGGAGACCUGUGGUUGGUCAAGACCACUGACACUGCCUCAGGCAAGACAUCCGAGGGCUUAGUACAAAGAUUCUGGCUCACUCCAAAACCUCCUCCUCCACGGGAAAAUGUCACCCUGGUUCAGAAUGGCACUGAACCCCAUCCUCCUCACCAGAACGGGGACACUGGAAUGAGUGAGCUGCAACCUGGGAGAGACACUGAUAGGGUUCAAUUGAGGGGUCACCCCUUACCUACCUCGUCUGCCCCGGCCGCCGUUUUACCUGGAACUCUUUUCGGUGUAUACGAGCCUCCAAAAAGCAUGAUAUUUGGGAAACCAGAGGUGAACGAGGGGGACAUCCCCGUCAUAGAGGACUCAAUCAAAAUAUCUACGCCCACCACCAAACAGGCACCUCCAAUGAUAUUGGAACAAGCUCCAACCCCUCACAAGUCAGAGGAAGAGGCAAAGACGGCCACGGCAGCUGAUGAUGAGCUACAGAGACUCCAGGUAGCGUCAGUAAACUCGCAGGUCCAGCUGGACAACUUUGACCCUGUAGAGAUGUACGUGGCAAUCGCUGACUUUGACGCUGCCGAGGAUAGCAACAUUUCGCUGAGGGCCGGGGAACAUGUUCAGUUGAUGGACUCGUCCAGGUCAGACUGGUGGCUGGUGUCACUGCCGGAGUCAGGGCUGUCUGGCUGGGUCCCUGCCGACUACCUGGAGAAGAAAACACUUGAGCUGGAGGGAAGGGUGGCCUCUCCCAGACCGGAGCCAUUCCACGAUGAGACUGGCGAGAUUGAGAGGGUCCUCAAGAGGGGUCACCGACUGUCUCAGAUACAGCUGUCUCGUCACAGACUCUACCAGUCCCCAUUCCUGGCCACUCCCCCUAACACCGUCCCCAAGAACCCACACCAGCUCAAAUGGAGGGGGUCUUCUCCAUCUCAGUGCCGUAUGUGGCGGUGACAGAGAUACUGGCGCAGCAUGCCAACCAGCUGUCCCUGGUGAAAGACCAGCCAGUCCGAGUCCUGGAUUGCCACCGCGACGACUGGUGGCUGGUCCAGACCAUCCCCGACAACCUGGACAACAGGACCCAGAACGGAGGUGGACCAGGGCAGAAUGGAACCGAGCCAGAAAAGCAGAACGGUAUAUUCUCUGCAGAGGGAUGGGUCCCUGCCUCCCUCUUACAGCCUUCUCCUAACACUGACUUUACAUCAGAGGGAGGACCAAAGAGUGCACCACCAUUUGCUGCUGGUCACAAUCAGCCACUGUGGGUAGUGCUGGCAGACUACCCCGGUGAGGAGGAGGGGACGGUGAGGGUGUGGCAGGGUGACCUGGUGGAGGUCAUCGACAUCUCUCGCAACGAGUGGUGCCUCAUUCGCCCCGUCCUCCACUCUGAGGAGACGGCAGGGAAGAAGGAGGAGGAGGAGGAGGAGGGAGUGGGAGAGUGGGAGGAAGAAGGAUGGGUCCCCGCUGGGUUUCUUAAGCCCUACAGUGGAGGAGGGUUUGCCUACCCAUUCCCAAGAUUUGCUCCUCACAUCUCAACUGAUGACGAGAGUGACGAGGAGGGGGAGUCCCUGUCGGGAGACGAGACGGAGCCCCUCCCACUGACCCCUGAACCCAACCUCACUCCGUACCCUGACCCAGAGAGAAGAGCCGAGGCCGCCAAGAAACUAUGUUUCAUAGUGUCAGAGCUGGUGUCAUCUGAGAAGGACUAUGUGGCCAGACUGGAGUUCUGUGUGCAGAACUAUAUAACUCCGGCCCAAGGAGCGACAGCCCCCAAGCCACUGCAGACAGCUGAACUGUUUGACUACCUGGUGAAGAUCUUUGAGUUCCACCGCGACAGCUUCCUCCCCCAGCUGGUGGCAUGUCAGUCGCAGCCGGAGGAUCUGGGAGGUGUGUUUGCCUCGUCCGAGGAGAGUCUCCAGGUCUACGUGGCCUACUGCAAGGCCAAAGCCGCCUCCCAUGCUCUGCUGCAAGAACACAGAGGGUUCUUUGAGGAGCUACGAGCCCAGAUGCAGGACCGACUGGAGCUGGCCGACUACCUCAUCCUCCCAGUCUCCCGCAUCACCAAGUGCAGUCUCCUCCUCUCUGACUUCAGGAAGCAGAGUGCCCGCUCGGCCCAGUCGGCAGGGCAGGUGGAUGAGGCCCUGGUGGUGACCAGAGGCAUCUCGCGACAGGCCAACAACGCCAUCCACCUCGACAUGCUGGAGGGACUCUCCAAGAUGGAGGUCGGAGAACCCGUCCUCCUGGAUACAUUCAAGAUCCAGGCUGGUGCCAAGCCGGGCUCCAAGCAGCGACAGGUGUUCCUCUUCCCAGAGUGUCUCCUGAUUGCCAAGAGAGAGAGAGGACGGAGCUACUCUGUCAAGGACAAACUUAUGCUGCAGGACAUCUCCAUGGCUCCUGACAUGGACCCUCAGAAGAAGAACCUCAUCAUCUACGACAUGAACUCGGGGACAAAGUUCACUCUCACUGCAGCCAAGUCGUCGAUGAGGGAACAGUGGCUCUCCAAAACACAAAAACUCAUUCAGUCAGCAAAGGCUGACACCUCCAGAUCAGCGGCCGACAACAAGAGCCGUGCUGCCUCAGAGCCCCCAGAGCUGGCCCCUCACAGCCCGACACUGGCCAAGAAGGUGACGGCCCUCAAGAACUCACUGGUGUCCAAGAAACCCAGUUUCAGACUGGGCUCAGCCAAACGGCCAGACUCGACCUCCGCUCCCUCUGCCGUUCCUGCACCAACCUCCACUGUGGCUGAGACUAGCGAUGAGCCUGUGGAGGGGACAGAGUACGUUGUCAUGGAGUGUAUUGUUCUGGAGGGAGGAGACGACGUCCAGCUUGAACCAGGGGAGGUCGUGACCCUAGUUAGAGUGGAAGGGGGCGGAGCCUCGCUGCGAGUACGCACAACAGAUGCUCACCUGACAGAGGGUACUCUCCCAGCCACUUUCCUCCGUAAGAAGACCACCACUAAUGGUGUGGACAUGGAAGCUGCACCCAAGUUCACCAUGCUUCCCUCGGACCUUGACCUCCUGUACGGCACCACGGCAACCAUCGCCUGUGCCUUCAAUGGCUUCCCCAAACCAUCCGUCGAGUGGCGCAUGAACCGUCAAACUCUGACCUCCGCUGAUAACCGUGUAAAGAUCACUUCCUGUGCCACGUCCAGUAUUUUGGAGAUAAUAAAACUGUGCUACGAGGACGUGGGGACGUAUGCAUGUUUCAUCACCAACAGUGGAGGGAGCAACUCUGCCCACAUGGCGCUCAAUAUGCACGGUCCACCAGCCAAGGUGGGGAAGCCAGGGGUGUCAAAGGUGACAGGAACCAGUGUGAAGUUAAAGUGGUCUCCUCCGGACGAAGAGGGAGGUAGUCCCAUCACAACCUACCAGGUGGAGAUGUUACAGGAGGGGUUCGAAGACUGGCAGCCCAUCAUCCAACAGCCCAAGACCACCUUCAUCGUGAAGGCCCUCCAGCCAUCCACCUCCUACCAGUUCAGAGUCCUGGCAUGCAACCAGUACGGGGCGGGCCAGCCGAGUGACCCGUCCGACACUGUCACCACAAAGGGUCGUGGUUGGCUCAGUUCCUCUCCCAGCAACACCAGGAAGAAAGAAGGAACGGACUACCCAGAUGGUGGUGGUGGUGGUCAGGGACUGUUUGAUGACCUGGCAGGAGAGGAGGGGAGUGGCUCCAACAUUAUGAGUCCUCCAGCCCAGUUUAUCAGACGAGGCUCCAUCCACAGCGAAUAUGAUGUACUACCUGAAGAACUGGGACGGUAUGUAGGGUAUACUGACACAUAUUUGCCGAGCACCUGAGUGUAACAAACUAAUUCUGCAUUAAAUCAGUAUAUUAUAUACUGAUAUGUGUCACACGUAGGUUAGAUCUACAAAUGUUACCCGCACAGCAUGACUCCAGAACGAAGACGACUUAACUCGUAAAGUGUUGAAUCGGGAACAGCUGGAACAAUUCUCCACACCAAGCAUUUAUACAGCCGUACUCCACGUAUGUACAUACAUGUGACACCAAUGAGGUAGCAAGGCAAAGACAAAGCAAACAAGUCAAGUGUACCCAAGACAAACUCUUUUCUCCAAGUAAAAAAGAAGAGCUAACCCUGGGUGGGAUUCGCUUUCUAGGUGAGUGCUCUACCAACUGAGCUCCAGGGCAAUCGGCUGGUAGGGGGUUCAAAUCAUCAACACAAUACAACACAAAGGAAAACCUCAAACCACUGUGCUAUGGCACAGUAUACUUUCACUCAGUAUGUAGGAGCAGACCAGGGUAAUUAAACCACCGAAGACACCUAACUCAGAACUGAGUAUAUUCAUUUGCAUGCAUACACACCUGCACCCAGAGUCCAGCUCAUCCAUCCUCAUUCCACGU